Molecule: messenger RNA, 1470 nt
Organism: Zerene cesonia (dogface butterfly)
Lineage: Eukaryota; Metazoa; Arthropoda; Insecta; Lepidoptera; Pieridae
Product: keratocan-like
Exons: 3
Coding region: 1-1470 (489 amino acids)
Cellular component (GO): plasma membrane
Molecular function (GO): protein binding
Source: RefSeq, a predicted model, not a curated record
AUGGACGAAGGAGUUAUAUUCCUGCUAUUGCUGCUUCCAGCAACAGUAUGGGGAGGAGUUCUUCGGGACGUCAUGGAUGACCAGGAAAUCCCAUGUCGUUCGUAUACAGUAAAUGAUUUGGUGUAUUUGGACUGCUCCGAACAAGGCAUCAGUGAACUACCAGAGGGAUUAAAUUAUGAGGUAGACGCACUCUUGUUAUCCAAUAACAACUUUAUUUCAUUUCCGAAAGGUUUAGAGAAUUUUUUAAAACUCAAAAUAUUGGAUUUCUCAGGAAAUCGUUUGUCAAGGCCUCUGCCGCUCUACUUCGAAAAUUUUGAAGCCCUUAGCACAUUAAACUUAUCGAAUAAUAACUACGAUUCUUGGGUGGAAAGUGAAAUGACAUUGAAUUUUAAAAGAUUAGAUCUUUCCAAGAACAAAAUAAACAAAAUAGAUGAAAACGCCUUUUCGAAGAUGUCGAGGCUGUCUUUCUUAGACUUAUCUGAAAACAGAUUGUACGAAAUAUCAAAAACGAUAUUUUCCUACGCAAACAAUUUAGAUACUUUAAUAUUAACAAGAAAUUAUUUCUCAAGAGUGCCGAGGUUUCAGUCGCAUUCGUUAAGAAAUUUAUACUUAAGUAAUUGUCAAAUAGCAUCUAUAAGCGAGACAUCUCUCGCUGAUAUGAGCUCUCUAGUCCUAAUCGAUUUAUCCAUAAAUCAAAUCGAAUAUAUUCCUGAUAAUUUCGCAUCGAACACAUUGCAAGAGCUGGAUUUGAGUUACAACGAGAUUUACAUGCUGACGGACCGUACUUUCUCGUCAUUACCGCACCUAGCGGUUUUGGAUCUGAGAGGGAAUGAGUUCAGAGAUGUAUGGUCAACCUCUCACUUUGCCUCGAACCCAUUUUUGAGGGAAGUACGCGUGAAGGGAAACCGUUGGAGCUGCGAGGGAUUCAGCGUGAAUUUGCUUCUAACUUACGAGUUCUUAACAAAGGAUCCCCCAAAAAUUGCAGAUACAGCAUCGCUUAUUUGCUACACGCCUUCAAAUGUGACGCAGCUGAGCUGGCAGCAAGCAUAUAUUAGAACAUGGCAUGAUGUGGACAGUACGAAGUCAAUGUACACUACCAUGGCUGUUAUGAUUGGAUUAAUUAUAGGAAUAGUAUUGACUUCGCUCGUAUGUCGAGGAAUAAUGUACUUGAAUAAGUCUGAGCCGCCCCAGUCAAACCCAGAGACGACCAUUCUUAACGGACCAGUAACCCAAGUCGAGGCGGUACAGACAAGAAUACCUCUGAUUGAUGACUUGCCUCCCACUUACUACGAGGCUUUAUUAUUGCCUCGUUUAAAUGCAUCAUUCCAUUCGUUACCAGACUUUAUAGAUGAAGAAGAAAAUACACGGAGAAAUCGUCGUUCAAGAUCAAUAGGUGAUUUGACAGAACCUAGACGAUUAGGCGAUAGGCGAUCAGUACGACGAACACUUCGGUUAGCUUCAGAAGAAUGA